CAUAGACUUGAUUCUUUCUCGCAUCUCAGGUAAGAAAAAAGGCAUGCUCCCCUGCAACCUUGAUAUCGUACUAUGCCUCAGCAUGGUUCUUGCUGAGUGGUUGCUCUUAUGGCCGCUACAACUCCGGUCCAAAGUUAGUGCCUCGACGAGCUUUUGACAACCUUUCCGGGAGAAUCAAAGUACCAAGUCGUUGGCUUGUUAUCAAUAAUUAAGAUCCUUUCCGGGAGAAUCAAAGUACAAGAUUCAAGCCUGCGAGGGAUCCCAAAAUGAAAUAAAUACAGGAGAAGUUCAUGUGAAAGAGGAGGGAGAAAAACAAGGAAGAAAAAAGGGAAGAAAACCGAAGGAAAAGAUAGAGAGAAAAAGAAAGAAAAAGCCACGCUAGCAACCAACAUCCACCGUUGUUUUUCUUCCUUCUCCAGUCGCUGCAGUGGAUCACCAGCAGCUCCACCGUGGACCACCAUCCUCACGACAGACCAGCAACAGCAGCAAGCACCUCCCCCAGGCCAGAGGAGUCAUCACUUUUAGAGAUGAUCAAGAACUUGAGAGAGGGAAUGAAAUUUCCCGUGAACUUCUUCAAGCAAUACAAGAUUCAAGGUUUUCAGUGAUAGUUUUCUCAAGAAACUAUACUUCUUCCACAUGGUGCUUGAACGAACUAGUAAAAAUUGUGGAAUGCAUGAAACAAGGUAGACAAACAGUUAUUCCAGUUUUCUAUGAUGUUGAUCCUUCUGAAGUAAGGAAUCAGACAGGGAGACUUCAACAGGCCUUUGCUGAUCAUGAAGAGGUUUUCAAAGACAACAUUGAGAAGGUGCAGACCUGGAGGAUUGCGAUGAAACUAGUGGCCAAUCUUUCUGGAUGGGAUUUGCAGGAUAGGCACGAGUCAGAGUUUAUUCAAGGCAUUGUUGAAGAGAUAGUAUGCAAGUUGAGAAAAUCAAGUUACAGCAUGUCAUGGGUAACCGAGAACUUAGUUGGAAUGGAUUGGCGUUUGGAGGAAAUGAGUUUAUAUUUAGGAGUAGAGCAGCUGAAUGAUGUUCGCGUUAUAGGGAUCUGUGGGAUGGGUGGAAUAGGUAAGACGACCAUUGCUAGAGCUGUCUAUGAGAAGAUGCUGGGUCAUUUUGAAGGCAGCAGCUUUCUUGCAAAUGUUAGAGAAGUUGAGGAGAAACAUGGUUUAGUUUGCUUACAGGAACAACUUCUUUCAGACACGUUGAUGGAAAGAAGGACCAAAAUCUCUGAUGUUCAUAGAGGAAUGAAUGAAAUAAGGGUUAGGCUGCGUUCUAGAAUGGUUCUUGUUGUUCUUGAUGAUGUUGAUCAAUUGGUCCAAUUAGAAUCUUUAGUUGGAGAUCGUAAUUGGUUUGACAAUGGAAGUAGAGUCAUAAUAACCACAAGAGAUGAACUUCUUCUGAAACAAUUUGGAGUUGAUAAAAUAUAUAGAGUUGCAAGUUUAAAUAACAUUGAAGCCGUUCAACUCUUUUGCCUGAAAGCCUUCAGAAGUUAUUGUCCCCCGGAAGAUUAUGUGCUUCAGACCAUCCAAGUUGUAAAGUAUGCAGAUGGCCUUCCGUUAGCUCUCCAUGUUUUGGGUUCAUUUUUUUCUGGGAUCAGAUCUGUAGAAUUGUGGAACCAUUCAUUGAAUAGACUGAAAGAUAUCCCAGAUAAAGGAAUUCUAGAUAAACUUAAAAUAAGUUUUGAUGGACUUAACGAAGUAGAGAAGAAAAUAUUUCUAGAUAUUGCUUGUUUUUUCAACGGGUGGGAAGAAGAUUGUGUGACAAAAUUAAUGGAAAGUUCUGGUUUCUAUCCACAGAUUGGAAUAAGGAUUCUCGUAGAAAAAUUUCUCAUAAAUAUUUCAGAUAACAGAGUAUGGAUGCAUGACUUGCUUCAAGAAAUGGGUCGACAAAUUGUCAAGAGAGAGUCUCAAGAAGAACCUGGAAAACGCACUAGGUUGUGGCUCUGUGAGGAUGUCAUUCACGUUUUGCUAAAUAAUACGGGAACCGACAAAGUUGAAGGCAUAGUCCUGAAUUCAAAUGACGAAGUAGAUGGACUACAGUUAAGUGCUGAAUCAAUUAUGAAGAUGAAAAGGUUAAGAAUUCUCAAACUCCAAAAUAUAAACCUUUCCCAGAAGAUUAAAUAUCUCUCCAAUGAGUUGAGAUAUCUUGAAUGGUGCGGAUAUCCUUUCAAAUCAUUGCCAUCAACUUUUCAACCGGAUAAACUUGUUGAGCUCCACAUGCGUCAUAGCAGCAUUAAACAAUUAUGGGAGGGAGUGAGACCUUUAAAGUUGCUUAGAGCUAUUGAUCUCAGACACUCCCGAAACUUAAUAAAGACUCCAGACUUCAGACAAGUUCCAAAUCUUGAGAAGCUGAAUCUUGAGGGUUGCAGAAAACUGGUUAAGAUUGACGACUCUAUCGGAAUUCUGAAAGGGCUUGUUUUCUUGAAUUUGAAGGACUGCGUAAAGCUUGCAUGUCUUCCAACAAACAUAUGUGAGUUGAAGACCCUCAGAAUUCUUAACUUGUAUGGAUGCUUCAAACUUGAAAAAUUGCCUGAGAUGUUGGGAAAUGUAAUAAAUCUGGAGGAGCUUGAUGUAGGCAGAACUGCUAUAACACAACUACCAUCAACCUUUGGUCUCUGGAAAAAACUUAAGGUGCUAUCUUUGGAUGGAUGCAAGGGAACAGCACCUAAAUCAUGGUAUUCUCUCUUCUCCUUCCGGUCACUUCCAAGAAAUCCUUGUCCAAUUACUUUGAUGCUGUCCUCUCUGUCAGCGCUAUACUCUUUGACAAAGCUAAAUCUAAGCAACAGCAAUCUCAUGGAAGGAGAACUUCCUGAUGAUAUGGGCUGCUUCCCAUCAUUGGAAGAAUUAGACCUUAGCGGAAAUAACUUUGUGAGAAUACCUUCAAGCAUCAGCCGGCUCUCUAAACUUAAAAGCCUCAGGUUAGGCAAUUGCAAGAAGCUUCAGUCACUUCCGGAUCUUCCAUCAAGGCUUGAAUAUCUUGGGGUGGACGGUUGCGCUUCCUUGGGAACUCUUCCAAAUCUAUUUGAAGAAUGUGCCCGCUCAAAGUUUUUGUCCUUGAUUUUUAUGAACUGCUCCGAGUUGACUGAUUAUCAAGGGAAUAUCAGCAUGGGUUUGACAUGGCUUAAAUAUUACCUCCAUUUCUUGUUGGAAAGCGGCCAUCAGGGUCAUCCAGCCUCUUGGUUUUUUACCUGUUUUCCAGGAAGUGAAAUUCCUAGUUGGUUUCACCAUAAGAGCGUGGGUCAUUCUUUAACAAUACGGCUACUUCCUUAUGAGCAUUGGUCCAGCAGUAAGUGGAUGGGAUUAGCUGUUUGUGCAUUCUUUGAAGAGCUUGAUUGUGGUGAUUCAUGUCUUAUUACAUUGAACUUCGAUAUCAAAGGCUUCAAAUCUAGGAGCUACUAUCUAGAGUACCCUGAAGGUUCAACAUUUACGUCAAAUCAGGUUUUCUUUAUCUUCUUUCCCAGAGGCAAGUUUCCGGAACCACUUGCUGUGUCUAAUACUACUUCUCAGCCCAUUGAGGUGGAGUUCCGGUCAUCUAUUCAAGAAAGAAACACCAACAAUGAGUUUCAGGUUCUUUCUGCCCGAGUCAUGAAUUGGGGGUUCCGCAUGGUGUACGAGGAAGACACAGUGCAGCUCAACGAACCGAAUACAAGUGUCGACUCUAUCAAUGGAUUGCAUUCUGAAGAGUUGAGGAUAUUGGAUGAGAACAACUCCAUCAUCCCAUGCAAAAAUAUUGAGGGCAAAUGCCUCCCAGAAUAAACAGUGAAAGUAAUGCCAUGCCACCUGAUGUUCCCUGCCCUUCAGAUCCAAUUCUUUCAGGGUUCUGAUAGAACUUGAUCCCUGACAAAAAUAUUGUAUAUAUUUUUUCUUCUUCUAUAGAUUUCUAGUAUUUAUCUUAA
Messenger RNA from Populus nigra (black poplar), 3894 nucleotides. RefSeq names its product TMV resistance protein N-like. Bases 674 to 3754 code for a protein of 1026 amino acids. NCBI's taxonomy places the organism in Eukaryota, Viridiplantae, Streptophyta, Magnoliopsida, Malpighiales, Salicaceae. The transcript has 6 exons. Gene Ontology annotation, biological process: defense response; signal transduction. The record is from RefSeq and is a predicted model, not a curated record. Gene Ontology annotation, molecular function: protein binding; ADP binding.